UCCAACUGCCUAUUGGAAGCCGCUGUAAAAUGUCGUGAGGGGCGCCGCUGCUUUACGGCAGCCUCUCCCAGACUAGAGACCCGGAGCGCCCACCGCCGUCAGCCGCGUAUCCUAGCGAGUCGGUCCCGCGGUGAGCGAGAGACCCUGCGCACCGCAGCCCUCCCCGCUGCGCCCGUUCCUGCCCCCGGCGAUGUGAGCUCGGGGAGGCAGUGGUGCCCGCUGGCUCGGGGUUGAGACGGGCGGCAGGUGCCUGUGAGGCGGGCGGGUGCCGGGGGCCAGCAGGAUGGAGGAAAGCAUGGAAGAGGAGGAGGGGGGCAGCUACGAGGCGAUGAUGGACGACCAGAACCACAACAACUGGGAGGCCGCCUUGGACGGCUUCCGGCAACCCCCGCCACCCCCACCGCCCCCCUCGUCGAUCCCAGCCCCUGCCCGAGAGCCUCCGGGGGGGCAGCUGCUGGCGGUGCCCGCGGUCUCCGUGGACAGGAAGGGCCCCAAGGAGGGGCUCCCUAUGGGUCCGCCGCCACCGCCGGAGGCCAAUGGGGUGAUCAUGAUGUUGAAGAGCUGCGACGCGGCCGCCGCCGUGGCCAAGGCGGCCCCCGCCCCCACUGCCAGCUCCACCAUCAACAUCAACACCUCCACCUCCAAGUUCUUAAUGAAUGUUAUAACUAUUGAAGAUUAUAAGAGCACAUACUGGCCAAAAUUGGAUGGUGCCAUAGAUCAGCUUUUAACUCAGAGUCCUGGUGACUAUAUCCCCAUAUCCUAUGAACAGAUAUACAGUUGUGUGUAUAAAUGUGUAUGCCAGCAGCACUCAGAACAGAUGUAUAGUGAUCUGAUUAAAAAGAUAACUAAUCACUUAGAGAGAGUCUCUAAGGAGCUGCAGGCCAGCCCUCCAGAUCUCUAUAUUGAAAGAUUUAAUAUAGCUCUUGGACAAUAUAUGGGAGCAUUGCAGAGCAUUGUGCCUCUUUUCAUAUAUAUGAAUAAGUUUUACAUCGAAACCAAGCUUAACAGAGACUUAAAAGAUGACCUUAUAAAGCUGUUUACGGAACAUGUUGCAGAAAAGCACAUUUACAGCCUAAUGCCUUUACUUUUAGAAGCCCAGUCAACACCAUUUCAGGUCACACCUUCCACUAUGGCAAAUAUUGUGAAAGGCCUGUAUACCCUAAGACCAGAGUGGGUUCAGAUGGCUCCAACUCUAUUUUCUAAGUUUAUUCCAAAUAUUCUCCCUCCGGCGGUGGAAUCUGAACUUUCUGAAUAUGCUGCUCAAGAUCAGAAACUUCAAAGAGAACUUAUACAGAAUGGUUUUACAAGAGGUGACCAGUCCCGGAAGAGAGCUGGGGAUGAGCUGGCUUAUAACAGCUCAUCAGCAUGUGCAAGUUCCAGGGGGUACAGAUAGUGAAUGUAUUGAAUAUGCUUUCCUUCCUGAAAAGAGGACACACUGGAGCUGCAGAGACUUAUUCAGAGCACAGUGGGGCUGCACACACUCAGGAGCUCUGUCACAAAGCUGUUCGUGGAAGAGGAUGUUGGACUUCCUACUUGGUUUGUAAUUUUAAAACAAAAAAAAAAAAACAAAAAAAAAUGUUGCUGCUAGACUUGGGGGUGAUUUUGAAAUGGGACAAUCUUUUAAUGCGUUUAUCUACAGAUUCUGUGAGGAAUAAACAAACAUCUCAGAAAGUGACCAUUUCUAAGUGAAAUCUGACAGCCAAAAUCAGCAGCUUCCUCCAAAAAUACAAGAGCAGAAGAAUCUUUUUUUUUUUUUUUUUUAAGCACUUGUUUUGUUCAUUUGUGGACUUGGCAUUUCGGUGUAUUGGUUUCACGUCAGGAUCUCUUUUGCUUUAAAACCAAGCAGAUCAUUACAAUGCAGUAUUUUUCACCCAUAACCAAAACAACCCCUUUUAAAAGAGUUGGUCUUUGUUUAGCGUUAGAAAGUCUUGUUAAAGGAAAAUGCUAACUUGCUUUUGCUAGAACUUUCCCCCCUCAGUUCACAACUUUUUUCUACUCUGUGCCUUGAGCUUUGUGCACUUUGCAACUGUGUGACCAUGUUGUCAAACUCCUGGAGAAAAAAAUGCCUCCUGGAGAAGCGUAUGGUAUCUAAACUCACCCACCAAGAUGGCAGGUGUGACACUGUAGCAGGAUGCUAAUUAAGUGGGAAAAUAGAAACCUGUUGCACAUUGGUCAAAUUUUCCCCUGGUAAACCAGAGCAUAUUCAUGUAAAUGUUGGGGACCAACUGUCAUAGAGCAUUUCCAUUCCCUCUGUCACUUAACAUGAUGUCACCAGCUGCUGUACUAUUGGCAGCACUCUAGUUUAGGGAUGGGCAGUACUUUAGCACUGAAGCUCCCCUUCAUAUUAUUGAGAGCUACUUCUUGUGAUGCUCCAGGAAGCAGAUACAGUUAUUAAAUCCAAAUAUACUCAGUGGUGUUGGGUUUCUGAUUGCUUCAUGGUAAAUGAGUGAGAUCGUGUCAUUUGAACAUUGUAUUUGAGUGCGAUAGGGAAGAAGACACACUGCUGUCUUAAGGCUCCCUUCCAGCUGUGGCAAAGCUGUAGUUUCUGUUUCUCCACAUCCACAAUGCUUUUUAGUUCUUCAUAAAAGUCUCUGAAGCUUAUUACAGCUGUUGUUGAAAGGCCAAGAAAAAUAGAUGUGGCAAGAGAAAAAUCCUUUUCUUCUUAAUGUUGCUUGAAUCUUAAUUGAGCAUAGGCUUCACUCUGCUAGGCUACAUCAGACUAAUAGUAUUUACCUCUUUAGAGAACUUGAGGGGGAAAAGAAACCUCCCAGGGUUGCUGUUGGAUGUCUGCGCUGCAGGUUUUCAUACAGCUGACUCGCCAGUUCAGUUUGUCAUUUUUUCGGGGAGCGGUAAGGGGUGGGAGAGUUAGAAAUGGGAUACUGGGAGCAAGUAAAUCACCCAAUUCUAGAAGUCGUUGAUUUGCAAAACUGUUACGCAGAGAAGGUAAAGGUUGUCAGAUUUAUUUUUUAAAGUACUUAUCAACCAGAGUUGGUGGAUUUUGUGGACUUUAAUUGGAUUCAGUUCACACUGAGCACCCCAGAUUGCAUCGAUGAACACUGAAUUACUUAGGAACGUACACAGGCUUUCACUAUGACCUGUAAGUUUGAGUUGAGUUGCCACACCAGUAACAUUCUAGUAUCAAGGAGAAUUUUAUUCAUCAUGACAUUCACAUUUUACUUUUCUCUGUGGAAUGCUUGCUGCAGGCUUUUAAGUAACACCUAGAACUCAAGUCUGAGUGGUUUGAAUAAUUUUUCUAAAAGGAAUAAAACUGGAGUGUUUCUUUAAAUGUGGACAAGUUCUGCAGUAUCCUGAUAAUAUACCCAAAUGCUUUUUCUGGGAGAGAGCAUUCUUACAAAAUAAAUUCCCUAUUAAAGCAUUACAGUAUAAUAUGAAUUGGCAUUAAAAUCUUUGGAUGCUUUUAAGUU
Molecule: messenger RNA, 3425 nt
Organism: Sapajus apella (tufted capuchin)
Lineage: Eukaryota; Metazoa; Chordata; Mammalia; Primates; Cebidae
Gene: CACUL1
Product: CDK2 associated cullin domain 1
Exons: 9
Coding region: 284-1393 (369 amino acids)
Biological process (GO): ubiquitin-dependent protein catabolic process
Molecular function (GO): ubiquitin protein ligase binding
Source: RefSeq, a predicted model, not a curated record